Salvia splendens (bonfire salvia) is the source of this 2040-nucleotide messenger RNA. RefSeq names its product NAC domain-containing protein 104. Gene Ontology annotation, biological process: system development; regulation of DNA-templated transcription. The record is from RefSeq and is a predicted model, not a curated record. Lineage: Eukaryota; Viridiplantae; Streptophyta; Magnoliopsida; Lamiales; Lamiaceae. The coding region runs from base 638 to 1207 and encodes 189 amino acids. Gene Ontology annotation, molecular function: DNA binding. The transcript is spliced from 3 exons.
UCACAUCAGAUCAAAGGGCCCCAUAAUGAAAUCCAUUGCCACAAUGCCACGUGUGUUGUAGGCAUGGAAGGUUGAUGAUAUAAGCAUGAAGUGUGAUGAAGCAUUGAUAUCAAUCAAACAACCAACAAAUUCUCUAAUCUAAACAAGACAGCCACCUUAAAUUCAUUGCUUGUACAACUCUAAUUUUAUGACAAUCUUUUUACCCCCAACUAUAUAUGAUCCAAGUGUUCUUAUACAUUUCAUGCAACUAAUCAUAUAACAAAACGUAAUAUCUAGAUCAAAUAAAUACACACACUCCCUCCUACUCCUAGUGAAACAAGGUUCCCUUGAAUGGUAACAUAUUCCGUUACUUUAAAAGCAAUCAAAGUUGUUUUAGAGUGGGAUGUCAGCACACCCUAAUUUUUUAACACCCUCUUGGAUCUUUGGUGAUGCCCAUCUUCAAAACACACACACACACACACACACACACACAUCUUCCAUCUCACGUCAUCUUCUCUAACUAUACAUACCCCAAUAUAUCUUGACCAUCAAUAUACCACUUACUAUCUUCAACCAUAUUACUCACUCCUACUAUAUAGAUUAUAGAUAUUUAAGUCCAAAGAAUUGCAUUAGCAUAUAUCGGUCAUAAUCAAGAAUAAUGGGAGAUAACAACUUGAAUUUGCCUCCGGGCUUUCGAUUCUACCCAACGGAUGAAGAAUUGGUGGUCCAUUUCCUCCACCGGAAGGCGACACUGCUACCUUACCAUCCGGAUGUCAUCCCAGAUCUUGAUCUUUACCCUUACGAUCCUUGGGACUUGGAUGGUAAAGCAUUGUCGGAAGGGAAGAAGUGGUAUUUUUACAGCAGAAGAACAGCUAAGAGGAUAACGGAGAGUGGAUAUUGGCAACCAAUAGGAGUUGAAGAGCCAAUUUAUUCAAGUGGUGCAAAAAAAGUUGGUGUCAAAAAAUACUCUGCUUUUUAUAUGGGUGAGCCUUCGCAAGGCGUCAAGACUAAAUGGAUCAUGCAUGAAUACAAGGUUUCGAGUUCGACUUCAAGUUCCAGCUCCUCAACACAAAAAAAUUCUUCCAAGAUUGAUCAUAGUAAAUGGGUUGUUUGUCGUGUGUACGAGGAGGAGGAGGAGGAGGAUGGUGGUGGGGCAGAGCUUUCAUGCUUGGAUGAAGUCUUCCUUUCACUAGAUGAUCUUGAUGAAAUUAGCUUGCCCAAUUUUUGACUAUUUUUUUUUGUAUUUCCCAUCUUUAUAUAUUCUGUAUCUUAAGCAAUCGUUGCAUAUUUCGUGUGAGAUACAAAAUACGAGAAACACAAAAAUGAAAAAAAAUAUCAUAGAUAGUGGUAGCUUUUUGUUGAAAAUCAGAAUAUGUAUUGAUGGUUAUUAGGAAUUCGCAAGUUGUAUGUGAUCAAUAUAAUACUUAUUAGAAGUUGGGAAAUCUGUGUUUUUGGAUAAACGUAGUGCCCAGAGAUGACUUUAAAUGUUGAUGUGGCAGUAUUGGUAUUACGACACGUGGAAUUAGAAUCUUGAUAUCCAUUCCUACAAGGAUAAGAUACAUUAUUUAUUGAAAAUGGACAAAAUUUAAGAAAUUGAUGGCACGUUACUUUUUGCUUUUAUAUUGUCCAGUUUGAAUUUUGAUUGCCAAGGAUAUGAAUCUUAACGUAAAAUUAGUAAAAACAUGAGAGACAGAAAAUGUAACUAGAUAUUAUUGAUCAAAUUUAUUAGUACUAAUAUUAUUAUAAAUGACCUUCGUGAACGCUCAGCAAAUUGCCCGGGAUUGGAUUAUAUACAUCUAAGCAACUCUAUCUAAAUCAUUCCUUCUUAAUAUAUACUUAUAGAUCAGAUCAAAUCAAAUCAAAUGCUUAUUUAUUUUGCUUACAGGAGGGGUUAGUGGGCUCUCUCUGUUUGGUUGGAUCGAAAUAUUUAAGUAUACUUUCUUUGGUAGUUUGUUCAGCUUCCUCUUGGCUGAUUAUAAUUUCUUUUACUUUUCGAAUUAUUUUAGCAUUGCGUUUAUGUACUAUUAUGAUUGGUAGUAUUUGGUAUCAGUCUUUUACCAC